GUGGGGCGGCGCUGCGCGGCCGUGGAGCCGGGCGGCGGGCGGGGCGGGGCGGCCCGGGGCGGGGCGGCGGCGGGGGUAGGUACCGGGGCCGCCGGCCGCCGGCCCAUCGGCAGCGGCGCCGGCACUGCGAGCGGAGCAUGGCGCCGGAGGGCGGCCGAGCGGCCGCCACGGCCCCCGGUAAGAAGAUCACGGCGCGGCUGAAGCGGACGCUGCCGGUGCGCGGCCCGCAGGCGCCCACGCUGAGCGAGCUGAUGCGCUGGUACUGCCUCAACACCAACACGCACGGCUGCCGCCGCAUCGUGGUGUCCCGCGGCCGCCUGCGCCGCCUGCUCUGGAUCGUGCUGACCCUCAGCGCCGUGGGGCUCAUCCUCUGGCAGUGCGCCGAGCUCCUCAUGAACUACUACAGCGCCUCGGUCUCCGUCACCGUCCAGUUCCAGAAGCUGCCGUUCCCCGCCGUCACCAUCUGCAACAUCAACCCGUACAAGUACAGUGCCAUGAAAGAAUAUUUAUCUGAAUUGGACAAAGAGACAAAAAAGGCUUUGGAAACUUUCUAUGGAUUUUCUGAGGGCAAGUCCAAGGUGCGCCGGUCGGUGGAUGACUGGAACAGCACAGGCAGCGACUUCUUCGAGCAGAUCCCUCUGCUGAAGGUCGAGGACUUCUCCAGGACAGCGACUGACCUGCACAGUGGGCAGAAGAGGAAAAUCGAGGGAAGUGUCUUUCACAAGGACUCGUCCAUCGUGAACUCGGGUGAUUCCAAUGACAUCAUUGGCUUUCAGCUGUGUGAUGCAAACAACAGCAGUGAGUGUGCCCUGUACACGUUCAGUUCGGGUGUUAACGCUAUCCAGGAGUGGUACAAGCUGCACUACAUGAACAUCAUGGCACAAAUUCCCCUGGAGACCAAAGAAAAAUUGAGUUAUUCUGCGGAGGACCUUAUACUGACAUGUUUCUUUGAUGGCCUAUCUUGUGACAAAAGGCACUUCACUCGUUUCCAUCACCCCCUCCACGGCAACUGCUACACCUUCAACAGCGGCGAGAGCGGCACCAUCCUGAGCACCUCCACGGGCGGCAGCGAGUACGGAUUGCAGGUUGUUCUGUACAUCGACGAAGCAGACUACAACCCCUUCCUGGUGACGUCCACAGGAGCCAAGAUCAUGAUCCACGACCAAAACGAGUAUCCCUUCAUUGAAGACAUUGGCACGGAAAUUGAGACUGCAGCAGCCACCUCCAUAGGGAUGCACUUUACUCAGUCUCGCAAGCUGAGCAAACCCUACAGUGACUGCACAGAGACAGGAGCUGACAUACCUGUGGAAAAUCUCUAUAACAAGAGCUAUUCACUCCAGAUCUGCCUGCACUCCUGCUUCCAGAAGGCCAUGGUGGACUCGUGUGGCUGCGCCCAGUACGCACAGCCCCUGCCCGCUGGGGCCGAGUACUGCAACUACAAGAGGAACCCAAACUGGAUGUACUGCUACUACAGACUGCAUGAGAAGUUUGUGAAGGAGCAGCUGGGCUGCCAGCAGAUCUGCAAAGAAGCCUGCAGCUUCAAGGAGUGGGCGCUCACCACCAGCAUUGCUCAGUGGCCAUCCGUCGUGUCAGAGGACUGGAUGCUCCGAGUUCUCUCUUGGGACAAAGGGCAAAAACUCAACAAGAAGCUGAACAAGACAGACCUUGCCAACCUCAUGGUGUUUUACAAGGACCUGAACGAGAGAUUCAUUUCGGAGAAUCCUGCCAACACGCUCGUCAUUCUUCUGUCCAACUUCGGGGGCCAGCUGGGGCUGUGGAUGAGCUGCUCCGUGGUGUGUGUCAUCGAGAUCGUGGAGGUGUUCUUCAUCGACUCGCUGUCCAUCGUCAUGCGGCGCCAGUGGCAGAGGGCCAAGAAGUGGUGGAGCGGGCGCCAGCGGGGCGGCGCGGGCGGCACGCCGCCCGCCAGCGACCCCGAGAGGCAGGGCCACGAGAACCCCGCCUGCGUGGACGAGGACCUGCCCACCUUCACCACCGCCCUGCGCCUGCCGCUGCCCCACGACAGCCCCCUGCCCAGGACUCCCCCGCCCAACUACAGCACCCUGCGCCUGGAGACGGCCUUCACGGAGCAGCUGCCUGACACGCUGGAGCUGCGCCAGCACUGACACUGGCACUGCACCCGCGUGCCCCAGGAGGUGCUGCUGCACCCACCCGCGUGUCCGGGCGAAGGGCGCCCAUCAGCCCGGCACUGAGGGGCUGUCAGGUCAGACCCUUACUCAGGGAUUGAACUGGCAGUGAAGCUGCCCUGAGCAACGCUCACACACAAAAGCCAAGGGCUCAGAGACAUUCGGAGCUUCGAGCAACAUCAGUUGUGGAGUUAAUGAUGGCAGGAGAUGGCUGGAGCAGGAUGUGGUGCUAAGCUGGGAUGUCUCACCAGGCAAAGGCACGCAUUAGCCACCAGCUGCACACACCCCAUUGCAUGUGGGCAGGAGUUGCUCCACAGCAGCAGAUUGAUGCCACAUUGAGCAUUAACACUAAUUGCUCUCUGCUGUGUGGCUGGACUUGUGGGAAAAACCCCAGGCUGUCAGGAAUCCAGGAUGGCAUUUGUAGGAAGGGCAUGACAGGGGCUUGGGUAAAGCACAAAAGAACAUGAAAGGAAAGCUCUCACUUGAAUUUUCAUUAGAAAUCUGAUUCCAGUGGUGGCCUGAGGAGCUCUUUCUUGUGAGAUGAAAAGCCAGGACAACCAGAAAUGGGCUUGUAGAGCAAGUUACUGUACAGCUGGGGUAGGAAAGCCCGAGUCAUCCCCAAAGAAUCAUCUGAAAGGGCAUGAAAUCCAAUUUGGAGCACAGUAAUGAAGUGCAUCCUCUGCAAGCUUGUUCCAUUCCACAUCACUCAGGCAACCCUUAAACAUAACUUCCAAGGAGCUUAUUAAAUUACUUCCCAGAA
Molecule: messenger RNA, 2904 nt
Organism: Passer domesticus (house sparrow)
Lineage: Eukaryota; Metazoa; Chordata; Aves; Passeriformes; Passeridae
Gene: SCNN1G
Product: sodium channel epithelial 1 subunit gamma
Exons: 13
Coding region: 138-2123 (661 amino acids)
Biological process (GO): sodium ion transmembrane transport
Cellular component (GO): plasma membrane; sodium channel complex
Molecular function (GO): ligand-gated sodium channel activity
Source: RefSeq, a predicted model, not a curated record